AUGGCAAGCUUAUCUUACGAAGAAAUUAGACAAAGAAACAUUGACUCAAAUCGUCAGCUUUUGUUAUCUUUGAAGCUAUCAGGUCCAUGUGCAAAUCCAAUAAUACCAAAACCACAAAAAACCAAAAGCAGUGAAAAUCAAACAUCUAAAAAACCAAAAACCAAAAAACUUGCUACUAAAAUCGAUGAAGAAGAAGAAUCCAAUGUUCUAGAUGAUCAAACGAACUCAAAGACGCGUAGAAGAAGUGGUAGAAUACAAAAAAUCAUUAAAUCAAAAGACGAAGAUUAUCAAAAAUCAUCAUCAGAAGAAGAAAGUUCAGAAGAAGAGGAAGAAGAAAAUCUUAAACCGAAUCCUAAAAAACGAAAAUCGACGGGUACUUCAUUUCUUCCUGUCAAACGACCACGUCAAUCUGGUCCUCCUCGUCGAAAAGCUCGUUCUUUAACUGCUGGUCGUCCUAACCCUAAAAUCUUUGGUCAUCAGAUUGGUGUAGAAGUAGGAGAUUGGUGGGAUUCUAGAAUGAGUUGUUCUCAAGCCGGUAUUCAUGCUCCACCAGUCUCAGGUAUAGCAGGAAACGAGACUGAAGGAUGUUGGAGUGUAGCUUUGAGUGGAGGAUAUGAAGAUGAUGUAGAUUUAGGUUAUGCAUUCACAUUUACCGGAGCAGGAGGAAGAGCAUUAAGUGGAACAGCCAAGAAUCCGAAAAACCUUCGUACAGCACCUCAAACCUUUGAUCAAGAAUUCACGGCUCUUAAUGCUGCACUUCGUACUUCUACGGAAACUAAAAAUCCUGUUAGAGUCAUUCGUGGCUAUAAGAAUCAUAGUCCAUUUGCUCCUGAAGAAGGGUAUCGUUAUGAUGGUCUUUAUUUGGUUGAAAGAGCUUGGAGAGAAGUAGGUCAAGCUGGAUUUCAAGUUUGUAAAUUUGCGUUUGUCAGAUUACCUGGUCAACCUAAGAUUCCAGUAAAAGAAGGUAGAGAAGCUGAAGCUGAAGAAAUGUAUAAAGAUAUGGGAUUCGUUAUCGAUGAACUUCCUGCUUCUCCUAAAGCUCGACCUGUUUGGACUAAAAAAGCUGCUCAAGCUCGAAUCAAGACUGAGGCGAAGGAAGAUGGUUCUGAUCAGGAGGUAGAAGGAGAUGGGGAAAAUAAAGAGACCCAAGUUAAGGAUGAUGAUCUUAAAGAGGAUAAAGUCCAAGCAGAUGAUGUUGAAGAGGAUGGAGUCAAAGGCGAUGAUCUUAAAGAGGACGAAGUUAAAGUCGAUGAUCACAAAGUCGAUGAAGCCAAGGUUGAUGAUCAUAAAGAGGACAAAGUCAAAGUCGAUGACAAGGACAUUGAGGAAUCAAAAGAAGAAAACAGUAAAACCGAAGAGAACAAAGUCGACGACGAUUCGAAUGUCGAUGAGAUGAUAAUCGAAACUAAAGAAGAAGCUUCAGAGAAAAUCAAUGAUUUGAAAAAGGUCGAUGAUAACGAAGUAGAUGAAGAUCCAUCAUCAAAAACCACUACAAUCUUAGAACAAACCCCUAUACUUGACGAUAGUACUGAAACUUCUGAACCUAAACCUGAUUCAGAAUUGAUACUCCUACAAUCUCUGAUCAUGAAGCGAUUCUUGAUGAAGAAAAAGAAUUGA
Molecule: messenger RNA, 1617 nt
Organism: Melampsora larici-populina 98AG31
Lineage: Eukaryota; Fungi; Basidiomycota; Pucciniomycetes; Pucciniales; Melampsoraceae
Exons: 4
Coding region: 1-1617 (538 amino acids)
Biological process (GO): negative regulation of gene expression via chromosomal CpG island methylation; protein ubiquitination
Molecular function (GO): ubiquitin protein ligase activity
Source: RefSeq, a predicted model, not a curated record